CGCAGUGCGCAUGCUCCAAGCGCGGCGCCCCCGACUCGGCGCUCGGCUCCGUUCGGGCAUUUCCGCCUCUUUGUUUUAAACUCCGGACGGGUUUUUUUCUCCGGCUCUUGGGGGGGACCAGGAGGCAGCGGCGCCCCCUCCCAUCCUUUCGCUGCCCCCGCGUGCGCCCCGCUCGUCCGCAGCCGAGACGGCAGCACAUAAAGGCACAGGCGUGUUCUGUGGGCCAGGCCCAGGCCACCGGGAGGCGGGGACACGGCCCGGACGGCACACCCGGCUGACGCCCCCGCGCCUUGUGUCUCUGCAGGCCUCAGGAUGUAGCGGAGGGUCCCUGGCCCCACGUCCAGAAAAUGGGAAGAGAGCACGGGACCGGAGGACGGCGCAGAGGUGAAGAAGACUCGGCGUGCGGACUGGCGCGGCUGCCCGCGAGCGACAGCGCCACGGCCGAAGCCUGAGCGCCGAUGCGGAGGCGGAGGGAGGGGCCGACAGCGUCUAGAGGAGAAGCCAAAGAUGUUGACCAGAAAGAUUAAACUCUGGGACAUAAACGCCCACAUCACCUGCCGCCUGUGCAGCGGGUACCUCAUCGACGCCACCACGGUGACCGAGUGUCUGCACACGUUCUGCCGCAGCUGCCUGGUCAAGUACCUGGAGGAGAACAACACCUGCCCCACAUGCCGGAUCGUCAUCCACCAGAGCCACCCGCUGCAGUACAUCGGCCAUGACAGGACCAUGCAGGACAUCGUGUACAAGCUGGUGCCCGGCCUGCAGGAAGCGGAAAUGAGAAAACAGAGGGAAUUCUACCACAAAUUGGGCAUGGAGGUGCCUGGAGACAUCAAGGGGGAGACUGGUUCUGCGAAGCAGCACUCAGACCCCCACCGGAACGGUGAAACCAAAGCGGACGAGAGCUGCAACAAGGAGGCGGCCGAGGAGAAGCAGGAGGAGGACAACGACUACCACCGGAGCGACGAGCAGGUGAGCAUCUGUCUGGAGUGCAACAGCAGCAAGCUGCGCGGCCUGAAGCGCAAGUGGAUCCGCUGCUCCGCCCAGGCCACCGUGCUGCACCUGAAGAAGUUCAUCGCCAAGAAGCUGAACCUCUCGUCCUUCAACGAGCUGGACAUCUUAUGCAACGAGGAAAUCCUGGGCAAGGACCACACGCUCAAGUUCGUGGUCGUCACGAGAUGGAGAUUCAAGAAGGCGCCGCUCCUGCUGCACUACAGACCCAAGAUGGACCUGCUGUGACGUGCGGCGGGCGCGGGACCCCGCGCUCGCAGAGGGGCCUCGGGUCCGGGGACCGGGCUUCUGAACAGAGUAUUUAUCACUUUUGUACGAGAGACUUCGCACUCAACGAGACACUACCAGCAGCACGGUGACCAGGCGGUGACACCCUCACAGGCGCCCGCACCGGCCUCCCCUCCAACGUGCGGCCCUGCCUGCCCCAGGCCUCAGGACCACGGCGUUUUGGUUUAGUCGAUGAAUUAGGUUUCAGGAUGAGCCUCAAAAAUACUUGUACGUGUGUUGAAUCCUCCCUAAGUUAUUGAAAAAAUAUCUUUUCAUGGUGAAUGACGAUAUUUAUGUUGCCUUUAGCUUCCUGAAGGCUUAGAAGAUCUAUAAAAAAUUAAUUUAAAAGCGUACCAAAAGAGGGUGCUGUUCGUAUUCCGAGUCCACCAUGGUGUUCAGCGUUCCUGCGGUGAGACCCCGCGCCGCCACUGCCGCGGGUCUCUCUGGCCCCCUUGUGCCCCGGCCCCGGCGGCCCCGGCGGCCCCGGCGGCCCCGGCGAGCCUGGGACCUGGCGCUGGUGUGCGGAGCAUCGUCGUGUUAGAGCUCUCCGCUGCUGUCAGACAGGGCCCAGCUAGUGGCCUUUCGGGUGGGGGCGCUUCAGCAGAGGAGGGGCUUGCGCCCGUGGGGACUCGGCAGACCCAGGUUCCCCACCACGUCUGUCCUCCCUUCAUGGGGGUGCAGCCCAGCCCUCCUCUCGUGCCCCCCGAUCGUGGGGGGGGUUCUCACCGCGCCUCACAGGGCGGGGCAACCGUGGCUCCAGUUGCUAACGACCUACAGCCAGCCACAGGUGACUCACAGUGUCUGACCCCCUUCUCCUCCUGAAUGUUAAUAUUUUUGUGGAAUUAGAGAAUAAACUUUUUGCCAGCACA
Molecule: messenger RNA, 2144 nt
Organism: Phyllostomus hastatus (greater spear-nosed bat)
Lineage: Eukaryota; Metazoa; Chordata; Mammalia; Chiroptera; Phyllostomidae
Gene: PCGF3
Product: polycomb group ring finger 3
Exons: 11
Coding region: 508-1236 (242 amino acids)
Biological process (GO): regulation of transcription by RNA polymerase II
Cellular component (GO): PRC1 complex
Source: RefSeq, a predicted model, not a curated record